Messenger RNA from Tyto alba (common barn owl), 1733 nucleotides. RefSeq names its product transmembrane protein 116 (gene TMEM116). Gene Ontology annotation, biological process: adenylate cyclase-activating G protein-coupled receptor signaling pathway. The record is from RefSeq and is a predicted model, not a curated record. Gene Ontology annotation, cellular component: plasma membrane. Gene Ontology annotation, molecular function: G protein-coupled receptor activity. NCBI's taxonomy places the organism in Eukaryota, Metazoa, Chordata, Aves, Strigiformes, Tytonidae. The transcript is spliced from 10 exons. The coding region runs from base 117 to 1322 and encodes 401 amino acids.
CCGGUGCUGAUUCGCCGCGCGGGGGUAGCUAAGCAGGGUCGUUUCGGGACGGCGCCUGGAGGGGUGACUUGCGGCCAGGGCCUGGGACUGGGCCGCGUUCCGCACACCCGGUGGGGAUGCGCGGGUCGUCGGUUCCUGGGACGCUAACCCCGCUGUUUCCCCCGAGGCUCCAGCCCCUCUCGCUGUCGGCUCCGCCGGCGGGGGGCUGGCCGUGGGGCGGGCCGGGCGCGGGGUGGCCCUGGGGCGGAGCCCGUAGCCCCGGGAGCGGUGCAGCGGCGGUGGCGGCGGCGGGGACCCAUGGCCCUCCCGGCGGAGGCGGCCCGGCUGGACGGGGGCUGGCAGGAGGUCUACUCGGCUCUCCAGUGGAUACAGUUCACCAUGGCCAUGCUCAGAUUCGUCCACUUUUCUACCUGAGCCUCUCCGACCUGUUUCUGGGCAUGUGCUGGCUCGCUGGAGCACUUCUGUAUAGCACACCAACCUCCAAGCAGGAUCUCAUCUGCUAUAACCUGCAGGCAACAGGACAAAUAUUCUACGUGGCCUCUUUUCUAUACACUGUCAACUACACCUGGCACCUGUACAUGGAUCUAAAGAUGAAAUACAAUCAGAACCUUUUCAGGAUCGCACCCCAGGUUGUAGAUUAUGCUAGUUGCAUUGGCCGAAUAGCAACGAUCUCGUCUAGCCUGAUCCCUUUCCUUCUCAUGGUGCCUGUGUUUUGCCUGGGCAACAGCAGUAAUUGCUACCAGAACUUCAGCCAGAAGCACGGAUGUCUCUUGAUGCACACGGAAAUAGCCAUGCCCACCAACGAGCUGCAAACCCUGAGUGGCUCUGUUUGCCGUGCGAUGCAUUUCUAUGGCAUUGGGGUCUUCCUCAUUUCCUUUCUGAUCAGCUUCAUAGCCAUUCUGGUUAUACUCAGUCGAGCCCGAGGUUUGUACAAAAGGUUUGUAAAUGCCACAGGAUUCCUGGGGGAUCAGCAGUGGGCCAUGAUUAAGACGGUAGAACAACGGGUGGUGUUUUACCCCAUCGCAUUCUUCUGCUGCUGGGCCCCAGCUGUCCUCCUUGGAAUACUGAAGCUGACUGUUUCAACAAACAGCAAAAUCUACAUGGCUCUUCUGAUUCUACAGGCUCUGACAGCAGCUUCCCAGGGGCUUCUGAACUGCAUCGUGUACGGCUGGACCCAGCACGUCUUCCUCUCCCUCAAACGCAACGCCUGCCGGGACGUUGACACUCAGACUCCUCUCUUGCGCUCCCAGAAGAAAUUCUACGCCAGCACGUUCCCCGCCAGCCCGCCGGAUGCGGAGGGCUCCACGUCCACCCUGCUCUGAUGAAUCCCUGUGUCAAAGGAGGACAGGCAGCGUCCUAACGAGGCCUCGUCGUGUUUUAGCAACGUCAGCCAGACCCGGCAUUGGGCUGUCUGCUGCGAACAGUCUUGCCAGCAGCAAAGUUAGUUGUAGUGCUGGAGGAGCCUGAGCAGCUCUGUCGGAGACAGACACUUUGAUGAAGAUAGUUAUUUAUUUUACAGGUUUGUAUGGACUGUAAAUCUAUUCUUUAAACAUGGGAAAUCUUUAGUACAGACUUUCUCCUUAUGGAAAUAUCUCUAGAAAUGCAAAAAAUUAUAUGUAACAGCUCAGAGACCUGGUACAGCUCCUUUGAGGGUAGGUGGUCAAAGGAUGUUUUACUUCUCUCAGUAUUUGCCAUUACAAAUUAACAGUAAAGCAAAGGUGAAUAUUUUUCAA